AUGAGCUCUAGUGAGGACGAGGAUGAUAGGUUUCUUUAUGGUUCCGAUACAGAGCACGCGGAAGUCGGCACGAAAAGAACUUCACAGGAUAUUAAUGCCGAUGAGGAAUCCUCAAGCAAACGACAAAGGCUGUCCAAUGAUGCCACCGGAAUUGAAAGUGGUGAUGGAAGCAAUAACUCGAGCGAAGAAAGUGAUAGCGAUGAUGGUUCAUCUGAAAGUGAUAGCGACUCAGAUGUGGAAUUCAUCAUCAGUACUGGCGCAGACACAACACGAUUAGACUCAAAGGUAGUUUCCGGGUCGGGCACUAGCACUGCUGCCCAACCUAGUGGCAUUGCUGUCGCAACAACAACUGAAGUCGCAGACGCCACUAGUCCGGAUGUCAACGCAGAGACUAAAACGAAAAUCGCAGCUCCACCAACGGGAACAAUUGAUCUUAACGCCGAAGGCAUGUUUGAAGGCGAGCCAGUAACAAGCUUGGACCCUGAGGUACUGAAGGAGAAGCCCUGGAGGCAGCCUGGCGCUAACCUCAGUGAUUAUUUCAAUUAUGGGUUUAACGAGUUCACAUGGAUGGAAUAUCUUCAUAGGCAAGAAAAGCUGCAACAGGAAUACAAUCCCCACAAGAUUCUCAUGGGACUUCUGACGUUACAGCAGCAAGGGAACCUAGGUGGUCCGAAAAAAAUUGACCAGAGAGGAAUGGGUCCUGGCGACCUGGGUACCUCUGGUGGCAUAAAAUCCAAUACAUCUUUAAACCAGAGUAUACCGGGCCACCCGAUGCCCCCUCAUGGUUUUCCACCUCUCCCCAUGUUUGGUGGGUUUUCUCCCUUCCCCAUGCCUGGUAUGAUGCCGCCAAUGAACCCCCAUGCGCAAAAAAAGUGA
Molecule: messenger RNA, 876 nt
Organism: Torulaspora globosa
Lineage: Eukaryota; Fungi; Ascomycota; Saccharomycetes; Saccharomycetales; Saccharomycetaceae
Gene: FIP1
Product: cleavage polyadenylation factor subunit FIP1
Exons: 1
Coding region: 1-876 (291 amino acids)
Cellular component (GO): mRNA cleavage and polyadenylation specificity factor complex
Molecular function (GO): RNA binding
Source: RefSeq, a predicted model, not a curated record